Fusarium verticillioides 7600 is the source of this 324-nucleotide messenger RNA. RefSeq lists its product as hypothetical. Lineage: Eukaryota; Fungi; Ascomycota; Sordariomycetes; Hypocreales; Nectriaceae. The coding region runs from base 1 to 324 and encodes 107 amino acids. The record is from RefSeq and is a predicted model, not a curated record. The transcript has a single exon.
AUGCGGCUAUUAACGAAGCUCUUUUGUUCCCAGAUCGUACCAGGCCAUGGCGGGGCAUUGGCAUGCUUCGGGGAAGCACGAGGUGCUGCCGGAUGUGCUGUCGGAAUAAGCAUGCAGCAUGGGAGCUACCAUCGUGGACUUUUGGUCAUAACUGAUCGAUUUCAUAGGUCAAAGCUCAUUGUACCUGCACUAAUGCCUUUUUCCUGCAUUCUACUAUGGCGCCAGGUCACAGAUCGCGAAACUUCGACGUGGUGUUUUACAUCGCGAAGUGAAAGUUGGUGUGAUGAAAUAUCAGCCGACGGUGAUGUAUUAUGUGCAAGCUAA